GAGUCCACCACGGCCUCCGCCGUAGUGGACGUGGCUCGGAAUUUGCGCGACGUGCAGGAUCAAAUCGACCAGGCCUGUCGGACACACGCGAUCGAAUCGACCCGCAUUCGACUCGUGGCGGUCAGUAAAACCAAACCCAUAGAGUUACUGCAACAAGCCUACGAUGCCGGGUGUCGUGUCUUUGGGGAAAACUACGCGCAAGAGUUAGCCGACAAAGUACCCCUGCUGAACCAACACGACGGUAACAACGAUACCGUCUCGUGGCACUUUAUUGGUGGCUUGCAAAGCAACAAGUGCAACAUGCUGUUGAAGCCCUUUCUGGAGCAAGCACCCAACGGACCCACCGUGGCGAAUCUGACCAUUGAAACGGUCGCCACGGUCAAACUCGCCAACAAACUCAACCACGCCGUGCCGGAACCGCAAACGCUCAAAAUAUUCGUACAAGUCAACACGUCCGGAGAAGACAGUAAAUCCGGGAUUGAGCCCGCCGAAUGCGUUGCUCUGUGCCGGCACGUUGCGCAGGAAUGCCCCCGUCUGCAGUUGCAAGGUCUCAUGACGAUUGGAGCCGUCGGGGACUUAUCGUGCUUUGAUGUACUCGUCGACUUGCGUCGAAAGGUAGCCAUCGCGUUGGAACGGGACACGGACGAUCUGGAGUUGAGUAUGGGCAUGUCCGGGGAUUUCGUUCAAGCCAUUGCGGCGGGCGCCACCAACGUACGAGUCGGAUCCACCAUCUUUGGAGCCCGGAACUAC
This is a messenger RNA of Phaeodactylum tricornutum CCAP 1055/1, 750 nucleotides long. RefSeq lists its product with no specific name. Gene Ontology annotation, cellular component: intracellular anatomical structure. Gene Ontology annotation, molecular function: pyridoxal phosphate binding. The annotation marks the transcript as partial. The record is from RefSeq and is a predicted model, not a curated record. The transcript has a single exon. Lineage: Eukaryota; Bacillariophyta; Bacillariophyceae; Surirellales; Neidiaceae.